Ostreobium quekettii is the source of this 279-nucleotide messenger RNA. The record is from the annotation of a GenBank genome assembly. Lineage: Eukaryota; Viridiplantae; Chlorophyta; Ulvophyceae; Bryopsidales; Ostreobiaceae.
AUGGUGAACUGCGACCCCACGAGGCUGCCCGGCGCCUCCUGCCCCGAUCGCAUCCACCUCUCCCUGCCCGGCCCGCGGGCAGCGCUGCGGGCGCCCAAGUCGCGCGGCGGGGAUCCGCCCAGGGCGGAGGCCCGGCCCUGCCGGCUGGGGCCGCCAAGAUUGGCGCCGGGGCGAAGCGCCCUGCCGCCGGCGAGCCGGAGGAGGAGGCGGCGGCGUGUGGCCGUCGGAGCGGCUGGGGAUGACAGACACGAGUUCAACGAGUCCCAGUACAAAAGGUGA